This is a messenger RNA of Xyrichtys novacula (pearly razorfish), 4739 nucleotides long. NCBI's taxonomy places the organism in Eukaryota, Metazoa, Chordata, Actinopteri, Labriformes, Labridae. The record is from the annotation of a GenBank genome assembly.
AUGGAGAGGUUGAUGACGCUCUUCAGUUACGCCAGCCAGACCGACAUCUGGGCCGCGGUUGUUGCCCUGCUGACAGCCGGGGCUGAGCAUGUCUUCUCUUUGGUGGUCUUCAGGUGUCCCUGCAGCCCGGACCUGAACUUUGUUUAUGGGUUGUCGUUCUUGCUGGUUCCUGCUUUGGCCCUCCUGCUGCUCGGGUACAUCCUGAAUAAGAAGACCUGGAUCCUGCUGACGGGCACGUGCAGGAUAUGGUCGUGCGACUGGGUGACUGCAAACAUGACCGCUCUGUUAUACAUCUCUAACUUUGCACUUGUGGCCCCGUCUUCCUGGAUCGCUGUUGCUCUGCUCAGUGGGAACUACUUUGAGUGUGCAAUGGCGGGGACCAACGUGAGCAGCAGCUACGGCAGUCACUUGUGUGAAGACACAUCUGAUGUGGAGCAGUGCCAGAGGGAGCUGUUUAGGUUUCCCUGUGGGAAGGGUAGUGGGGUCUCGGAGGCCGACAGGAAUCAGGUGAUGCUCAUCCUCAAGGCUCACUCUCAGGUCAGUGAUUAUCAGUCGGUCAUGCUCUGAAAGCACACACCUCUUCCAACGUGGUAACUUCAUUAUAUACUUUCAAAAAGUGCAUUGUUAAGGGGCGUUCAGACCAAACACGAUGCGACCUGGUCGCGUCGCGUUGGUCGCGUCGCGUUGGUCGGUCACGUCGCGUCGCUUGGUGCUCUGGUGUGUUCACAACGGGUCCAAAGCUGUAGUCGCAGGUCGCGGCUGGUCGCCGGUGACAUCAUCCAUGAGAACGUCACUAGCCCGGUUUUCAGUUCAUCUGUGCUGCCGCAUAUCUGACGCGACUUGGCGACCAGGUCGCCAAGUCGCUUCAGGUCGCGUCGCAGGCAGCCGGCGGUCGCCAAGUCGCGUCAGGUCGCGGCUGUCCAUAGACUUUGCAUUGGGAGCCGUCGCCGACUUUGCCGAAGUCGCGUUUGGUCUGAACACCCCUUUAUAUUGACAUGGAGCUUGAGUCCAUACCCCCCUAAAGAAAAAAGGUAAUUAUCCUAAAAGUAAAUGAAAGAAAACAAGGACAUAAAACAGGUAGGCUUAAGAAUAAAAAAGGGACAGGGCCUGAAUGGGUCUCAUUUUUAGCCACUUUUACAGUGGCCAUGAGGUGCAAAUUACAAUGGCAAAAGAGAAAACACAGCAGCAAACCAGAAAACACAACGGCAAAAGAGAAAACACCACACUCACACUCACACACGAAACACAACACAAAAAUGUGACAGGGCUGGUUUUUUGCUUGCAUGUUGUGUAGUACGUUUUUAGAGUGGUGUUAAGGAAUUUGCAACGGUCCCUGAAGUAGCGACAAUCAACCGAUACGAGGCCGGUGCGUGCAGCUCGCAACACACACCUGACCGUGUUUACAAGACAGCAGACACGGAAUGAGAUAGCAAUAACCGCAGAAGUCGGAGAGAAACCACGCCAGGAGCAGCAGCAAGGAGCCAUCCUGGAGUCUAUGGCUAGAGUGUGCGACUGCCUGGUUCAGCGAGCCCGGAUGGAUAGCCGAGCAAUGGCAGGGAAGCGGACGGGUGGCGUAGGAAGUCGCAGCAAAGGAGCUGACAGGGGUGGCCAUAUGGAGGAACCGAGACACAGACAUAAGGGGAAGCGAUGCUGGUUGGCAGAGGGGUGUUGUUGCGAUGCACCCUUCUCUCUGUCAAGUACCCCCACAGACACAAGACCUUCUACACUAUUGUUACUCCUGCACUGCUACUGGACAGCUUGGCUUAAAGGGACUACUCAAACACUAAGGGCUCUAUUUUCGUGCCUCGCCGGAGACGUGCCGACAAGGCGUUCCCAAGAACAAUUUGGUAUUUUGGUGAGCAGCGCAGCCCGGCGUAAGUAUCCCCCCUUCCUAACUCAGCUCCUCCCAGCGGCGUAAAUCGUUGCAAGGGAGGAGAGAGGGCGUGGAGUGGGUUUAACACAGCCGAGACCUGUUUUCACCAAUCACAUAAGCUCCUCUCCUUUCCUUUAAAUCUGCCACCGGCAAGGCGUAUUACUAUUUUCGUGAAGUAGUCAAAGAGAUCAAGAGAUGUCUGAAGACAGUUAUGCCACACGAUGGCGACAAAGGGCAGCAGCUCAACAAGUGUCACUGUAAGCGCUGCAUUGGGCAUCCUCCACACUCUCUCAUAUGAGCACAGAUGGAUUUGGUGUGUGUAAAGUUGGAUCCACUGGUAAGAAAAACACCCUUUUCCACUAAUUAAGACACUCACAUAAAGUUGCAUAUAUUCAAACCUCACAUGACAAAGGUGGGUUGUGCGCACAGAUCACAACAUAAAUUCCAAAAAUGGCAUUAAAAUCGGAACCAUCUGUGCAUAAAUGACGCAUCAUGCUCUGUAGCCGGGCUCUUUCUUUCAUAGAUGUUGGCAUAUAAAAUAAAUUUGGCCCACAAAACUGAAUAUUAUAAUAUCCGUAUGUCGGCUUAAAGUAGAUAACGCAUCUGAUAACUGAAACAAAUCAUCUGUUCAGCCGCAGCAGCAGCAGGACGGAGAGAGGAAACGGAGACGUGCCCAGGUCGAGCUGUGCGAGAAAAAAGAGGAAGAAGAAGAAAGAAAAGGAGGGAGACGAAUUACAUAUCUAGUUAACUUCAUCAUGUGUGUUUAUUUACUAGAUAUUUAAUUUAAUUUGAUGCGGUUUCAGCUGUGUUGAUUCGGUCAGGUUGUGUGUCCAAACGCGUGCCAAACGCGCUCAUCAGUUCAGAUAUAGAUCAGAAUAUAUCUAUAUAGAUCUAAAUGUAUGUGCUGACUCAGAUUAUUAGUUGUUGAUGAUUAUUUAUUGCACUGAAAUGUGCCUGACACUGUGGAAACCUGCCGGUGAGGCAUCAGUGACGUAUGCCGAUACGCCGCCGGUCUACCAAAAUACUACUAGACCAGCUGCGCUCUGCCUGCGCUGAAAGCUGACCAGGUUUGAAUCGGCAAGCUUUCAGUGCACUUUACACGCCGGUGGCGAUCACGAAAAUGUCACUGCACCCGCUGAUUCUGUCGACACCUCCCCCUGCCACGCCACCACGCCCAGCUUGGCAGAUCUCGGUUCGCCUCCGUGCGCCUCAGUCCACGAAAAUACCAAACUGGCUGUACGCCGGGCUGCACCAGAUGAAAAUACAACUGCGCGGGGCUCGCCGCCCUCCGCCGCCUGACCAGCGUACACAAAAAUAGAGCCCUAAGUGUCUGACAGCCAUUUUUACUUCCCUUAGGACAGACACAAAAAGAAAAAAACACAACAGCAAAUCAGAAAACACAAUGACAAAUAAGAAAAUACAUCACAAAAAGAAAGAACACAACAGCAAAUAUGAAAAUACAACACAAAAAGAGAAAACAACACAAAAAGAGAAAAAACAACACCAAUUUAGAAAACACAACAGCAAAUAAGAAAACACAACACAAAAAGUGAAAACACAAUGGUCAAAGUCAUGUUGUCUGAUUUGCCGUUGUGUUUUCUCUUUUGUGUUGUGUUUAGUAUUUGCGGUGGUGUUUUAUGAUUAUCUGUUGUGUUUUGCACCUUAGGGCUACUGCACACUUCGCUUCACUUCCUUACAGUUUUUUUUGAAUUGCAUAAACACUAAAAUCAAAUUUGCUUCAGCACAAUUUUGAGUAAAGGGCUUGGUUUUUCAAAACACUGCACACAAGUAGCGCAACCAUACACACAAUUAGCAGAAGACCUCAGAUCCUUUGCAAAACGAAACACUCUUGUAAAAACUAGCCACUACUUUAGAAAAAUGAUAUUUUGUUACCACAUGCAAACACACAUGUUUUAAACCAGUUACACACUGCUGUGCUUAACCUACUAAAAAACUUUAGCAAUUCUACUUCUCAGUGAUUUGAGUAAUGUAAGUGAAGUACACAGAGAAAUUGCAAAUAUACAAUACAGAAAAUUUACCAAAUUCAAGACAAGACCAAUGCAGCAGAAUGACGAAAAUAUAAUUUAUUUCUCUCUAUAUACCUGAAUCAGUCAAUAUUUAAACAAAAGAUGUCCAUGAUACAACAGUAGUUUAAAAUAAAAUCAAAAAAAUUACACACACUCAAAAAAAGAAAAAAGAAAAAAAGAUCCAGCGGGGAAAAUAUUAUGGAUUAUCUCUUUACGAUGGACGAUAGCUUCAUCAGCAAGACAAAGAGGAAAGAACUGCCAUGCGUGUUAAAUUCAUCCUUGAAUGGCUAUGGCGUCAAUUUGCUCACAGGCCUCCUCUAUGGCCUGAGCAAGGGGCACCUAUGGUUUCUUUAGACAUGAACACAUUUCCACAGGACAGUGUUACCUCAUUAUUGAAUAGUUGUAUUUCAUAAAUGACUGCAUAAUCCGUGUAAUAUGAUUCAGGAGUUUAAAUUAUGUCUAUCUGUUCCUGGUGUCCACAGAUUCUGGGUUGGCUCCUCAUCGCCUCCAUCAUGUUGUUCAACCUGCUGCUAAUCUGCCUGGGUCGUUGCACUUCUCCAAUCAGCUACCUGCAGCUCAAGUUCUGGAGGACGUACACUAAGGAGGAGAACAGCCUGCUCAAUUCCCGCAUUGUCGAACAUGCCAGAAAGCUUGCUGGAAGAAACCUCAACAGCUUCUUUACAGACACCCCCCUGAAGCCUUUCAGAUCCCCUCUACUGAUAUGUGGAAGAAGAUCUGCCCUUUGUUCAAGUUCGACUCCAGAAAGCAGCUCUACAGUGCUCUGCACUGCUACGUGGAGGAGCAGUGGAAAGAUCAGAGAGUGGAUCUGGGGAUGGUAG